UCACGGGAGGUUUUGAGGAUGUGAGACCCGAAAAUUUGGGGAAUUUUGGAGGGAAUUUGGGGGAAUUGGGGGUCCCAGGAGAGGGAGAACCCCCAAUUUUUGGGAUUUUUUUAUGCAGAAAAUUCCCAAUUUUUUAUGUGGAAAUUGCCCAAUUUUCACGAUUUUUGGGCAGAAAAUCCCCAAAUUCAGGAUUUUUUUUUGGGAAACCCCCCCAAAUUCAGGAUUUUUUUUUUUUGGAAAUCCCCCAAAUUCAGGAUUAUUUCUGGAACCCCCAAUUUGGGAUUAUUUUUUUUGGAAAUCCCAAAUUUGGGAUUUUUUGGAACCCCAAAUUUUGGGCUAUUUUGCCCCCCAGAUGCAGGAUUUUUUUUGGAAUCCCCAAUUUAGGAUGAUUUUUUUUUGGGAAAUCCCCAAAUUUUGGGAUUUUUUGACCCCCAAAUUCAGGAUGAUUUUUUUUUGGAAAUCCCCAAAUUCAGGAUUAUUUUUUUUGGGAAAUCCCCAAAUUUUGGGAUUUUUGCCCCCCCAGAUGCAGGAAUUUUUUUUGUGAAUCCCCAAUUCAGGAUAUUUUUUUUUGAAAUCCCCAAUUUUGGGAUUUUUGGCCCCCAAAUUUGGGAUGUUUUGCCCCCCCAGUUUGGGAUUUUUUUUGGAAAUUCCCAAAUUUGGGAUUUUUUUGCCCCCCCAGAUGCAGGAUUUUUUUGGAAAUUCCCCAAUUUUGGGAUUUUUUUGCCCCCCCAGAUGCAGGAUUUAUUUGGGAAAUCCCCAAAUUCAGGAUGAUUUUUUUGGAAAUCCCCAAAUUUGGGAUUUUUUUGCCCCCCCAGAUGCAGGAAUUUUUUUGGAAACCCCCAAAUUCAGGAUAUUUUUUUUGGAAAUUCCCCAAAUUUGGGAUUUUUUUGCCCCCCCAGAUGCAGGAUUUUUUUGGGAAAUUCCCAAUUUAGGAUGAUUUUUUUUGGGAAAUCCCCAAAUUUUGGGAUUUUUUUGCCCCCCCAGAUGCAGCUGCUGCGUUUCUUCGUGCGCCCCCCCAGCCCGGGGGGGGUCCCGGAUCUCGGGGUCCCCUCGGGCCUGGGGCCCCCCCUGAGGGCGGCCAAGGAGGCGGAGCCGGCGGUCACGGGGGUCACCUGCGAGCUCUGCUACUACCUGGGCUGGGACGGGGAGGCGCCGCCGAGCGAGGAGGAGUCGCGGACGCUGCGCUGGAUUUUGGGGUCCCCCCUGGCCCAGGGUGGGGACGUCGCCCCCCGGAGCUUCCUGAGCCCCCGCGGGCACCACGUGCUGCUGGAGAUCGGGCCCAGGCUGGGGGUGUGCACGCCCUUCUCCACCAACGCCGUGUCGCUGUGCCGCGCCGCGGGGCUGAGCCGCGUGCGGCGCCUGGAGAGAGCCCGGAGGCUCCUGGUGGAGGUGUCGGUGCCGGUGUCGCCGGAGCUGCGCGCUCGGCUCGGCCGCGCCCUGCGGGACCCCCUGACGGAGCAGCUGUACCCCGAGCCCCUGCGCUCGCUGGCCGCGCCCGCCGCGCCCGCGCCCGUCACCGCCAUCGACGUCCUGGGCGGCGGCCGGAGAGCGCUCAGGGACGCCGACAGGGACAUGGGCCUGGCCUUUGACUCCUGGGACCUGGAGUUCUACACGAGGCUGUUCCAGAGGGCCGGCAGGAACCCGACCUCGGUGGAGCUCUUCGACCUGGCCCAGAGCAACAGCGAGCACAGCCGCCAUUGGUUCUUCCGGGGUCACGUGACCGUGGACGGCACACCUGUGCCCAGGUGCCUCCUGAGCUCCCUCAUGGACACCCAGAGCUGCUCCCACCCCAACAACGUCAUCAAGUUCUGCGACAACAGCAGCGCCAUCCGGGGGCUGCCGGUGGCCGCGCUGUGGCCGCAGGACCCGGCCGGACCCAGCCCCUACGAGAAGAGGACGAGCGUCCGGCACGUGACCUUCACCGCCGAGACGCACAACUUCCCCACCGCCGUGGCCCCGUUCAGCGGCGCCACCACCGGCACCGGGGGGCGCAUCCGGGACGUGCAGUGCACGGGCAGGGGGGCGCACGUCAUCGCGGGCACGGCCGGCUACUGCUUCGGCAACCUGCUCAUCCCGGGCUUCGAGCAGCCCUGGGAGGACGCGCUGGCCCCGUACCCCCCGGCCUUUGCCCGGCCCCUCGAGGUGGCCAUCGGGGCCAGCGACGGCGCCAGCGACUACGGCAACAAAUUCGGGGAGCCCCUGGUGGCAGGCUUCGCCCGCUCCUUCGGGCAGGUGCUGCCCGGGGGGCAGCGCCGGGAGUGGAUCAAGCCCGUGAUGUUCAGCGGCGGCAUCGGAGCCCUGGAGGACGAGCACGUCCGAAAAGAGGCCCCGGAGCCAGGGGACAUCGGGGACAUCAGGAACCCCGUGAGCUCCAUCCACGACCAGGGGGCGGGAGGGAACGGCAAUGUCCUGAAGGAGAUCUCGGAGCCGGCCGGGGCCGUCAUCUACGCCAGCCGCUUCCAGCUGGGGGACCCCACGCUGAGCAUCCUGGAGCUGUGGGGCGCCGAGUACCAGGAGUCCAACGCGCUGCUGGUGCGGCCGGCGGCGCUGGCGCUGCUGCGGCGCCUGGCGGAGCGCGAGCGCUGUCCCCUGAGCGUGGUGGGGACGAUCACCGGGGACGGGCGGAUCGUGCUGGUCGAUGACCUGGCGUCGCCCGUGCCCGAGGGGGGGUCCCACGAGGGGCUCCCCACCCCCGUCAACCUCGAGCUGGAGUGGGUGCUGGGCAAGAUGCCCCAAAAGGAGUUCUCGCUGUCGCUGUCGCCCCUCCCGCGGCGCCCCCUGAGCCUCCCCCCGGCGCUCUCGGUGCGGGCGGCGCUCGAGAGGGUCCUGAGGCUGCCGGCCGUGGGCAGCAAGAGGUACCUGACCAACAAGGUGGACCGCUCGGUGACGGGGCUGGUGGCCCAGCAGCAGUGCGUGGGGCCCCUGCACACGCCGCUGGCCGACGUGGCCGUGGUGGCCCUGUCCCCGUUCGGGGACAGCGGCGCCGCCACCGCCAUCGGCGAGCAGCCGCUCAAGGGGCUGCUGGAGCCCGCGGCCGGCGCGCGGCUGGCGCUGGCCGAGGCCAUCACCAACCUGGUGUUCGCACGCGUCACGCACCUCAAGGACGUGAAGUGCUCGGGCAAUUGGAUGUGGGGCUCCAAGGCGGGCUCCGAGGGCGGCGCGCUGGUGGCCGCGUGUGACGCGCUGGUGGUGGCCCUGCGCCGCCUCGGCGUGGCCAUCGACGGCGGCAAGGACUCGCUCAGCAUGGCCGCCCGCGUGGGGACCGACACCGUGAUGGCACCCGGUGCCCUGGUGAUCUCGGCCUACGCCGUGUGCCCCGACGUCACGGCCACCGUCACCCCUGACCUCAAGUGUCCCAACGAGCGCGGGAGCCUCCUGUGGGUGCAGCUGAACCCCGGCCGGCACCGCCUGGGGGGCUCGGCCCUGGCCCAGGUGUUCGCCCAGGUGGGCGACGACUGCCCCGACCUGGACGAGCCCGGGAGCCUCGAGAGCGCCUUCAACGUCACCCAGGAGCUGCUGCGAGAGCGUGUCCUGCUGGCGGGCCACGACGUCAGCGACGGUGGCCUGCUGGGCUGCGUGCUGGAGAUGGCCUUCGCCGGCAACUGCGGCGUCACCGUCAGCGUCCCCGCGCCGCCGCCCGGCGUCACCCCGCUGGCGCUGCUCUUUGCCGAGGAGCCGGCCCUGCUGCUCGAGGUGCCGCCGGCGGCCGCUGUCCCCGUGUGCCGCCGCUACCAGGACGCCGGUGUCACCUGUGUCCCCAUCGGCCACAGCGGCCCCUACGGACCCCGCGCCAUGGUGACGGUGGCCGUGGGUGGCCAGGAGGUGCUGGCCGAGCCCGUGGGCGACCUCAGGGCGCUCUGGGAGCAGACGAGUCCCUGUCCCCGAGUGACGGUGGCCGUGGGUGGCCAGGAGGUGCUGGCCGAGCCCGUGGGCGACCUCAGGGCGCUCUGGGAGCAGACGAGUUUCCGGCUGGAGCGGCUGCAGGCGGCGCCGGCCUGCGUGGAGCGGGAGGAGCAGGACCUGGCCACGCGCUGGGGACCCGAGUUCCGCGUCACCUUCGACCCCGACUACGUGUCCCCGAUGGCGCGCGCCAUGGAGCUGCCGGGGCCGCGCGUGGCCGUGCUCAGGGAGGAGGGCAGCAACGGGGACCGGGAGAUGGCGGCGGCCUUCGCCAUGGCCGGCUUCCAGGUGUGGGACGUGACCACCCAGGACCUCUGCGCCGGCGCCGCCUCCCUGGACGGGUUCCGGGGUCUCGUCUUCGUCGGGGGCUUCAGCUACGCCGACGUCCUGGGCUCGGCUAAGGGCUGGGCGGCCGCCGUGCGGUUCAACGCGGCGGCGCGGGCGCGGCUGGAGCGCUUCCGGCGCCGGCCCGACACCUUCAGCCUGGGCGUGUGCAACGGCUGCCAGCUGAUGGCGCUGCUGGGCUGGGUGGGGCCGCCAGCAGGUGACGGCGGCGAGGGCGCGGCGGUGGCGCUGGAGCGGAACCUCUCGGGGCGCUUCGAGUCGCGCUUCGUCACCGUGCGCGUGGAGCCGGGCCCGGCGCUGCUGCUGCGCGGCAUGGCCGGGGCACGCCUGGGCGUCUGGGUGGCACACGGGGAAGGCCGUUUCCAGUUCCGGCCGCCCUCGGCCCUUGACCGCUGUGUCCGGUCCGGCCGUUUCCAGUUCCGGCCGCCCUCGGCCCUUGACCGCUGUGUCCGCUGGUCUUUCCCAGGCCGUUUCCAGUUCCGGCCGCCCUCGGCCCUUGACCGCUGUGUCCGGUCCGGCCUGGCCGCGCUGCGCUACGUCGAUGACCGCGGCGACCCCACCGAGCGCUACCCCCUGAACCCCAACGGCUCCGGCCAGGGCGUGGCCGCGCUGGUGUCGCCCUGCGGCCGGCACCUGGCGGCCAUGCCGCACCCCGAGCGGUCAGUGCGGGCCUGGCAGUGCCCGUGGGCCGGCCGGACGGCGGCCGCAGACGGCCGGAGCAAGACCGGCAACGGGCCCUGGCUGAGAAUGUUCCGGAACGCGCUGGAGUGGUGCCUGCAGUGGCCGGAUGGGGAGAAGUGACCGCUGAGUGACCAAGUGACCGCCUGGCUGACCACGCCCUGGGUACCCCCUCUGUGACACUGACCAUCACUGACCACCACUGACCACCCACUGACCAUCACUGACCACCCACUGACCAUCACUGACCCCUCACUGACCCCUCACUGACCAUCACUGACCACCCACUGACCACCCACUGACCAUCACUGACCAUCACUGACCAUCACUGACCAUCACUGACCACCCACUGACCAUCACUGACCCCUCACUGACCAUCACUGACCACCACUGACCACCACUGACCCCUCACUGACCCCUCACUGACCAUCACUGACCACCCACUGACCAUCACUGACCCCUCACUGACCAUCACUGACCGCCCACUGACCACCACUGACCCCUCACUGACCCCUCACUGACCAUCACUGACCACCCACUGACCAUCACUGACCGCUAACUGACCAUCACUGACCACCCACUGACCCCACAAUGCCCUGGAAUGCCCAGAUGGGGAGAAGUGACCGCUGAGUGACCAACUGACCACUUGAGUGACCACCCCUGAGGACACUGGCCACUGAGUGACCACUUGAGUGACCACCCCGGGGGACACUGACCAUCACCGACCAUCACUGACCGCUGGGUGACCACUGAGUGACCCCUUGACCCCCUCAGUGACCAACUGCCCCCCGAGUGACCAACCGAGUGACCAACUGCCCCCCCGCGGAGGGGGCGGGGCCUUCAGUGACCAAUAAAGUGCCCUUAAUGAAUGAUUAA
This is a messenger RNA of Vidua chalybeata, 5799 nucleotides long. RefSeq names its product phosphoribosylformylglycinamidine synthase (gene PFAS). The record is from RefSeq and is a predicted model, not a curated record. Lineage: Eukaryota; Metazoa; Chordata; Aves; Passeriformes; Viduidae. The transcript is spliced from 30 exons. The coding region runs from base 934 to 5046 and encodes 1370 amino acids.